Molecule: messenger RNA, 1329 nt
Organism: Phytophthora nicotianae INRA-310
Lineage: Eukaryota; Oomycota; Peronosporomycetes; Peronosporales; Peronosporaceae
Exons: 1
Coding region: 1-1329 (442 amino acids)
Molecular function (GO): protein dimerization activity
Source: RefSeq, a predicted model, not a curated record
AUGAUGACGACGGGUUUGGCGUUGAAGUGGACGUGGCGCAUCCCUCACUUCAUGCACGCUGCCACCAAGACCGCAUUUGGAAUUGUCGCUGACAGCAACAGGUCCAAGAACCCAGCGAUGACUGACCUAUUGUGGCGAGUUGUCAAGACCGUGUACCAGACGCAGCACGUCGAAGUCAUGGGCACUCUCUUUAGCGAGUUAUGCAGUCUACUAACAGAUGACGAUGUGAAUGCCAGACAGCUCCUCAACUUCCGUAUUCAUCGUUUUCUGGGUCUCGCACGUGUCGUCCGCCGAAUUGUCCUACUUUGGGAUCCACUUCUGACAUGGUACGAAGCGAGAAUAGCCAGAGCCCGACGCGAUAACGGGGUUCCACCAGCUGCCUUUCCGCUGACCCAGGACAAAAUGGAUCUCAUCCAAAUACUAUCACUACUUGAGCCGAUCGCAACGGUCUGCAAAAUUGGGCAGUACGAGUCAGAAAACCAAUGCAAUGUGCUCCUCGGGCUCUUUAAGCUCCGUAUAUCUGUGUUGGAUAAUACCGCGCCUUUGAAGGACUGCAGAUCGACCAAGACGGACAGGCGUUUUUUCAGGCCAGAAAAGCUUUCGAAUUUGGCGUCGACGACGCGAUCGCUUCUCCAAAAAGCAUUUCACCGUGUGUUUUUUCGGCGAUCCACUGAACGCGACGUCAUGAACACGUGCUCCUACGCGUUUGAGAUACAAUUACUGCUAUCCCCCAACUUUAAAAACCCCGACGGAGCUUUGAAGAAGGUGAUACAGAGGACUAAUCUACAAGCCGUAGCUUCGCAGCAGGUGGCCGACCGUCACUACACACAAGUUCGGCGCAAAGUUAUCGACGGUGUCCGAACGAUUAUGAAGGCAGUUGAUACCCAACCAACUUCACUUGGAAUCGUUGCACCACCUCCCGAUGUUGUAUUCGCUGAAGAUAUCAUGAAGUUAUUCUCUGAGACGGCGGACGAGGUCGUGCCGUCACCGGCCGAGACACAUAACUCGAUGCACACGCAGCGAGUGGAUGAAGAGCUUGACCGCUGGCUUACAACGCCCACUUCGUUGCGAGCUAUACGUCCAGGUGAGGUUGAACCGGUUCUUAGCUACUGGAAACGCCAGCAGGAGCAGGGAAACUCCCAACUUCUUCCGCUGGUGGCGCGUGUUUUGUUUUCGAUGCCCUCGUCAUCGGCCCAAAUCGAGAGGGACUUCGGAACGGCUGGGAGAAUGGUGACGCCGGAACGCAGCUCGUUGGAACCAUACAACGUGGAUAUGGCUAUGUAUUUGAACUGCAACAGGAGCUACGUCGACAUAACCCAAUACCCAUAG